Molecule: messenger RNA, 897 nt
Organism: Penicillium argentinense
Lineage: Eukaryota; Fungi; Ascomycota; Eurotiomycetes; Eurotiales; Aspergillaceae
Exons: 3
Coding region: 1-897 (298 amino acids)
Source: RefSeq, a predicted model, not a curated record
AUGUCCAACUUCAUGCACAAAGUCAAAGAUGCCAUGACUGAUCGUGAUGGGCCUGCAACACGCAGCCGUACUUCUGAUAAUCGCAAUCACGAUGCAUCUAAUCCCUUCACAUCUGACUACAAUAGGAGUCAGAACGCCCCUCCCAUGACUAAACAUGGCCAGAAUGACAAUUAUCCGGCCAAUAAAGCAACGGGAGAUUAUGCCGGCGGUCCCAGUCCCGACACGCGUAACUCAAACGCGAUGCCUGGGAAUACUUCGAGUUUCAGCUCCAACGACAUCAACGCUGAUCCUUAUAGAAAAAACUUGGCUAAUGAGUCGGAUCCCCAGGUUGACAGUGACCUAGAUAACCGUGCCAAGCAAGGCGCCGUCGCCUCCGCUCCCCAGAGGAGCACUGCAGGUGACCAAGGCAUUAACUCGAGCAACAUGCCAAAUCGACAGCAACCUUAUAACCAAGGUGUCGACAACCAUACCUCCAGUGAGGACGAUUUCAGCAAAUCCACUCAGGAACAUCGAUCCCACAAUCAGCCUGGCCAGUACGGCUCCGACGCCAACCAGGUGGCUGGUGAGAGAGAUGAGGACAAUUACAGCACUUCCACGCAGGAGCACAAGUCCCACAAAACUACCAGCCAUGUCAGCCCCUGUCCACCGAGGACGAUGGGAAGUGAACGGAUGCCCAAGAAUAGUGCCGGUCAAGAAUUUGAUAAUCGUGCUGCUCAGCCUAGUUUUGGCGGCAAUGCAGCGGGUGGUAGCAGCUACAAUGAGAACAUGGGUGCGAGAGGACCAGACGAUAUGCAAACCGCUGCACCGCUCCAGAAACCUGGCGCCGGUACCGGCGCCGGCGUGAAUCGUGCGCCCGAGCAGCAAAAUAUCGCGGGUGACCAGCGUGUUGGAGAUUAA